Motacilla alba alba is the source of this 1612-nucleotide messenger RNA. Its product is annotated as calcium-dependent protein kinase 11-like. The record is from RefSeq and is a predicted model, not a curated record. Bases 161 to 1612 code for a protein of 483 amino acids. The transcript has 7 exons. Gene Ontology annotation, molecular function: ATP binding; protein serine/threonine kinase activity. Gene Ontology annotation, cellular component: cytoplasm. Gene Ontology annotation, biological process: protein autophosphorylation. NCBI's taxonomy places the organism in Eukaryota, Metazoa, Chordata, Aves, Passeriformes, Motacillidae.
UUGUAUCUCACAGCGGCAGCAGAAGCAGCGGCAGCAGCAGCAGUAAAACCAGUGAUUUUAUCGACUCCCUCUCGCUUCUCCUCUCCCUCUCCCGCAGUCCCGCACCCUCUGCCGGUCUCCCUUUCCCGGUGUCCCCUCUUCUCCCACUCUCUCUCUCCCCAUGCCCGGCCGGGCCAUGCCCCCGGCCCGUCCCCGGCCCCGGCCGUCCCGCCGCGCUCUCGCCUCCGGCCGGCUCUGGCCGUGCUGGCGGCGGCGCUGCUGGGCGGGCAUCAGCGCCUGGGGCUGGGGCGGCAUCGCCGCCCUUUGGCUCCGCCCGGCCCGAGCCCGGCCCCGGCCCCGGCCCCGGCUCCUCGCGGGGCCCGCGGAGGACACAGGCGGCGCGGCCGCUGCCGCCGCCUCCGCUGCGGCUCGCCCGGCCCGAGCUCCGCCGCUCGGCAGCGCGGCCGCCGGCCCCGAGCUGCCGCUGUCCCGUGUCAGGGAGCGAAGGCCUGGCGAUGGCCGGCCCGGGGCGCUUGAGGGGCGCUCGGGGGCCGGUGCUGGCCCCGGGCCGAGCGCUGACAGCCACGUCCCGCCCGCAGGGAAGGCGCAGCGGGGCCUGAAGGAGCAGCACCGGCUGGGCUCGCUGCUGGGGCGCGGCGGCUUCGGCAGCGUCUUCGCGGCCACGCGGCUCUCGGGCGGCGCCCCGGUGGCCAUCAAAAGGGUACCACGGAAGCGCGUCCGGCACUGGGGCGAGCUGCCCGACGGCACCAGCGCACCCCUGGAGAUCGUACUGCUGGCCAAGGUGUCCACUGGCUUCCCCGGUGUGGUCCAGCUGCUGGAGUGGCUUGAGCUCCCCAAGGACAUCUUGAUGGUGCUGGAUUGCCCGCAGCAGUCUCAGGACCUGCAGCAUUUCAUUCGGGCACGGGGCUUCCUGUCCGAGGAGGUGGCGCGGGAGCUGUUCCGCCAGGUGCUGGAGGCCGUGCGGCACUGCACCAGCUGUGGGGUCCUGCACAGGGACAUCAAACCAGGGAAGAUCCUGGCUGACCUGGCCACCGGGCAGGCCAAAUUGAUCGACUUUGGCUGUGGCACCUACCUGCAAGACACAGCCUAUCCUCACUUUGAAGAGUGCCAAGACCUGAUCAGGCGGUGUUUAUCCAUGCUGGACAUGGAAAGGCCUUCAUUAGAACAGCUCUUGUGUGAUCCUUGGAUGCAGGAUAUUCAUCUGCCCUGGAAGAAGGGAGAGAGCCACGGGCACACUGUGAUGCAGGGCCCUGCCUGGUCUCACCCCAGGGAAGGAGAAGGAGCCCCUGGAGAAGCUGUGCCAGGUGGGGCUGCUGCUGCUGGAGCCAGCGAGGAGCACAUCAAGGAUGACAACCUCUUCCGGGACCUGGCCACUGGCAAGCUGAAGAUGAUAGACUUUGAUUCUGGCACCUUCUUCAAAGCCAGGCUCCACAGGGAAUCUGCAGAUGAAGGAAGCAUUUUAGGUGGGCUCCAGUCUGGAUUGGGAAGUGCUUGGGACCAGCUGCGGCGUGGAUGGCCGUGCCCUUGGAGAAGGCUGAGGACAUUGUUUGGGACCAGCUUUUCUUCCAGCCCUGGAUGGUGUGAGCAGGAUGAGCUCCAUGAAUCCCCUUGA